Molecule: messenger RNA, 835 nt
Organism: Microdochium trichocladiopsis
Lineage: Eukaryota; Fungi; Ascomycota; Sordariomycetes; Xylariales; Microdochiaceae
Exons: 1
Coding region: 125-661 (178 amino acids)
Source: RefSeq, a predicted model, not a curated record
UCAGAUGCGUGCCUGCCUGCUCCGGCAACACACCUUGGCGGCGGCGCGUGCGAUUGGCUGCAGGGGGGUGCAGGGCGCAGACAGCCAACCUCUGGCCCGGGUGAUUCAUUCCAACUCAUCUUAGAUGAUGACUGAGCUCGGCCGGAGCAGUGCAAGUGUCCCAUGUCAUCGCGACGGCCGCGCUUGGCUUGGGGGAGAUAAGCCCCUUAUCGAUAGUCACGGCGCUGCCAUCCGCAUGACGCAAUCCCCAACAGGCCUGGCACGAGCACGGCCUGCUCAGCCUCGACAAACCGGUUUCUUUGUGCUGCUCAACAUGUCGCAAGCAGCCAUCGUCGCCAGAAGGGCAGAGCACGCAUGCAGCCGAGCAGGCCCAGGGUCUGAAGGGCCACGGGAGCUUCAGGAUGCCCUCAGCUCCGGGCUCGCGUCCCCAACGCGGUCAGAUGGAGGGGGAGGGUCAGGAGGUCCCGAGUCUAAUGCAGCCCCUUAUCAGCCAGCCAGCACCCCAUCCGUCUCCCGAGGCACCGCCGCCCGCCAUCAGGGUGGCCCCCAAUCUCCCGGCCUUAUCAUUCUCCGUUCCACCAAGGCAGGAGGGAGCACGCCCGUCCUCGGAGACGCGAUAAGAGAGAGUUGCGUCGAGGAUUCGCGUUACAACCUUCGCUGAAAACAGUCGCGAGCUGUCUGGGCACCGGGCUGAUCCGGGUCGGAGUCCAUGGCUCUCCUGGCUGACAACCAGAGGAUAACGGCCAGAAGCUGUCUGAUUCCCAGGUCGAAUCAUGCCCGCAGGUGACGACAUGUGCUCUGGUGACGGAGGCAGUGAUGACAGAGCAGUCAUCGC